This is a messenger RNA of Hymenoscyphus albidus, 2068 nucleotides long. The record is from the annotation of a GenBank genome assembly. NCBI's taxonomy places the organism in Eukaryota, Fungi, Ascomycota, Leotiomycetes, Helotiales, Helotiaceae.
GGAAGGGUUUGUUGUCUAGGGCUGAAUCAGCGCCGGGAUGGCGACCGCUGUUUUACUUUUAUAUAUCCGAUGUUUGGUGACAGCAUUCUUGGUGCAUGAAAAUACACUCCUGGCGGCGAGGAACCGAUGACUUGGGAGAAGGGAGCGUUUGUUAAUUGAAGGACUAGUACAUGGAUACCUGCGUACUUCAUGCGGUCCUUUCUCGUGGUGGUAGGCCUGCAUUCAGGUUUCUUUGAUGGUUGACGCUGCAGUUACACAGACUGAGGCUGACUUGGAUUUCGUGUGUCCCGAGAAGACAUCGUGGACGAGUUAUUUCCAUCCCUUUUUUUCUUGUUCUCUUUUAGUUUGCUUAGAACAUGUUGCCGGCUUUUUUUCUUGACUGAGGUUGCUCAGGCUUUUAUUUAUUCCCUUUUUCUUAGAGUUACCCGUUGCUUGCCGUGUUUCUUUGCUAGUGGCAAUUGAAAUACAACACCUACCUACCUUUACACAUCUACAGCUCUUUCUUUCUUCGUCAAAAUAAUAGGAAUCUGGUUGAGACCACAAUGUAUGUUGCAAGAGUAUCCACGAGGGUACCGCUCUCCAAACAGACUGCGUCGCAUCUUUCUAAGGUCGUAGCAGCCAAUUUUUCACAAUCAUGUUCUGGCUCCCUUCAUCGCGUUGGUCUUGGUGCGAGUCCAGUACUUCAUACUUCACAAUCUCAUCGUGAGUUCUCUUCAACGCCCCGAGCAGCGUUGAGAGAUUUCUUCCCUCAGAAGGAAACGGAAUUGAUCCGGAAAACCAAACCAGCAUGGGAACAUCCUGAGUACGUAUUUCACUUCCCAUCCCUACUUCACUCCAAGAAGUGAAAGCACAAACAGAUAUAAUCGGAACUGAUCAACUAACUUCAACCAGCUUCAGCUACGAAGACAUGAAAACCAAGGUCUUCUACGCCCACCGCGAACCAGCCGAUUUCUCAGAUCGCGUCGCAUUAUGGAUGGUCCGCCUUUUAAGAUGGGGAACCGACCUAGUAACGGGCUACAAACAUGAUGUCGAAGUACCAAAGAAAAUCGGUGACACCAAUGCCGUUGCAGAGACGAAACCGUAUGGUAUGAGUGAGCGAAAAUGGUUGAUUCGAAUUAUAUUUUUGGAAUCUGUUGCGGGUGUGCCAGGGAUGGUUGCGGCUAUGUUGAGGCAUUUGCAUUCGAUGAGGAGGUUGAAGAGGGAUAAUGGGUGGAUUGAGACGCUUUUGGAGGAGAGUCAGAAUGAGAGGAUGUUAGUAUUCCUUCUCCCUUCUCCCUCCCCUUUUCUUUCUUUUCUAGUUGGCGUUGAAAUGGAAGCUAAUUAAAUAGGCAUCUCCUAACCUUCCUCAAAAUGGCCGAACCAGGCUGGUUCAUGAAAUUCAUGCUCCUGGGCGCCCAAGGCGUCUUCUUCAACAGCAUGUUCAUCUCCUACCUCAUCUCCCCACGCACCUGCCACCGCUUCGUCGGCUACCUCGAAGAAGAAGCCGUCUUCACCUACACGCUCGCCAUCCAAGACCUAGAAGCGGGCAAGCUGCCCCAAUGGACGCACCCGGACUUCCGCGUCCCCGACAUCGCCGUGGAUUACUGGAAGAUGCCCGAGGAUAAACGCACCAUGAGGGAUCUUAUGCUUUAUGUGAGAGCGGAUGAGGCGAAACACAGGGAGGUUAAUCAUACGCUUGGAAAUCUGGACCAGGACGAGGAUCCGAAUCCGUUUGUUUCUGAGUAUAAGGAUGUGGGGAGGCCGCAUCCUGGGAAGGGGAUUGAGCAUUUGCAGCCGAUUGGGUGGGAGAGGAAGGAUGUUAUUUGAGAGGGAGCGGAGUCUUUUGCUCUUUUCUGGCUCGCGAUCGAUGGGUCUCGAUACGACUAGAUGAUGGACUUCCAAUCGUACACUGCGACCGGGACUGCAUAGAGAUUACUACGGAGGGGCGUUUUUUGAAUUUUUUUGGCAUUGGUUUAUAGGAGUGCAAGAUGGGUUGCGGCGUUUAUUCUGCUUUUGAUGAUACUAAUCUCCACUUUACGAGGGAUAAAAAUGUUCUGAGGUUAUUUAUUUAGAUAGAGGAACAGGGAUG